AUGGCCAUGUAUGAUCCAGUGAUGUUUCGUAACCAUCUUCGAAUGUCAGUUUCUGCAUUCGAAACUUUACUAUUGAAAGUCGGAUCUCAAUUGCAAAAGUGUCCUACUAGAACCGAUAUAAUUAAACCAUCCGAGAAAUUAAUUGUUACUUUGAGAUAUCUUGCUACAGGUGAGUCUUUCACAUCUCUGUCACGUCAAUUCCGAAUGGGAAUAAAAACUAUACAAGUUUUUAUUCCUGAAACAUUAAUGAUUCUGUGGACAACAUUGCAACCUGAAGUACUUGUUUUACCAAACGCUACAGGUGAUUGGAUGGAGACAAUUAAUGAUUUUAAAGAAAAAUGGCAGUUCCCUAACUGUUACGGAGCUAUGGAUGGAAAACAUGUUUUAAUGCAGGGACAACCUGAUACUGGAUCGGAUUACUACAACUACAAACACUUCCACAGCAUUGUUCUUCUAGCAAUGUGCAAUGCCAACUACAUGUUCACAAUGGUGGAUGUUGGAGGUAAAGGUCGUCAAAGUGAUGGAGGUGUUUUUAAAAAUUCUACAUUUUUCCAAGCACUCAGAGAAAAUCGGUUGAAUAUACCACCUCCAAUGCCUCUAUAUGCUGAUGGUCCUAAUAUGCCACUAGUCUUCAUUGCUGACGCUGCGUUUGAGAAUGAUUUACAUUGUUUAACACCGUACAAAGGAGCGACGACUGGAAAUCUGUCAAUCGACAAAAAUAUUUUUAAUUACAGACUAAGUAGAGCUCGUCGAACAAUUGAGAAUGCAUUUGGUAUUUUAGUUGCGGUUUGGAGAAUCUUCCGUACACCAAUCAUGGCUAAUUUGAGUGUGGUAAAAUUGAUUGUACUGGCAACAGUGUGUUUGCACAAUUUUAUAAUAAAAGAAGAGAAAAAGUUACCACAAGACAUGCGACAUUAUUGUCCCGUAAAUAUCGACGAACAAAUCAGUAGUGAAAUUGACAAUAGUGCUUUGCAGCCUUUAGUUAUACCUCAAUCGGCGGCUGCUAAAAAGAAUUUGGCUAAAAAUAUAAAAAAUCAUUUUAAAGAUUAUUUUAUGGGUCCAGGGAAAGUGUCAUGGCAGGAAAGAGCUGUUUACGAAGAGUAA
This is a messenger RNA of Leptopilina heterotoma, 1104 nucleotides long. RefSeq lists its product as uncharacterized. The transcript is spliced from 3 exons. Lineage: Eukaryota; Metazoa; Arthropoda; Insecta; Hymenoptera; Figitidae. The record is from RefSeq and is a predicted model, not a curated record. The coding region runs from base 1 to 1104 and encodes 367 amino acids.